AUGGCCGAGAAGACUUUGGACGACACUCCAGGAGGCGGUUCUGGUGCCUCUGACUCUGAGAUCACCGUUUUAGGGAUCAACGAGCGCGCGCUGUUAAGAAAGCUGGACCUGCGACUCUUACCUGCGGUUGGGAUAUUGUAUUUAUUGUCUUUUCUUGACCGAAGCAACGUUGGCAAUGCUCGCAUUGAGGGUCUACUUGAUGACGUUCACAUAACUGGAAAUCAAUAUCUUACAGGCCUAACUCUGUACUUUGUGGGGUAUGUGCUGUUUGAGAUCCCUUGUAACAUUAUCCUCAAGCGCACAACGCCUAGGAUUUGGUUGCCAACGUUGACAAUAGUAUGGGGCAUCGUGGCAACUCUAAUGGGCAUAGUCCAUAAUCUAGCAGGUUUCCUCCUGAGUAGAUUCUUCCUUGGUGCGGAGAGUGGUUUGUUUCCAGGGGUAGUGUUCUACUUCUCUAUGUGGUACAAGAGGCGAGAGCGGCAAUAUCGCAUAUCCCUCUUCUUUAGCGCCGCAUCUCUGGCCGGCGCAUUUGGCGGUAUCUUGGCUUAUGGAAUCGGAAGAAUGAGAGGUAUUGUCUGGGAGAACGGGUGGCGCUGGAUUUUUAUCUUGGAGGGCAUCCUCACGGUUGUUGUGGCAGCUGCGGCGUAUGGAUUUAUUCACAACUACCCAGACACAUCGAAGUUCCUAACUGAAGAGGAACGGAAAUUUAUACACGAGCGGUUGGCGGCAGACAGCGAUUCUACGCACGAAGAACACUUUAACUGGGGAGCUGUAGUAGAAGCACUGAAAGAUCCAAGCUGCUGGCUCUACGGAUUGGGGUUUCAUACGAUGAGCUUACCUCUCUAUACGCUGUCUCUAUUCUUGCCAACCAUUAUAUCCAAUCUUGGAUACACAGCGGCAACAGCGCAGUUGCUCACCGUCCCACCGUAUGCGUUCGCAUUUAUAACAACAGCCUCUGUAGCAGUUCUCUCCGAGAGACUUGGCCAAAGAGCAAUCUUUAUUGGUGGCUCUGCUAUCUUCGCUGUUAUUGGCUAUUCUAUCCUGUUAGGAAACAGUGAUCCGGUUGCCAGACCCGGGGUUAGCUACGUCGGCGUGUUCUUCGCUGCAGGAGGUAUAUAUCCGGCAAGUGCCCUGGUGUUAUCUUGGCCUGCUAUCAAUGUGUCUGGUCAGACGAAACGAGCGAUUGCGAACGCUAUGCAAAUUAGCAUCGGGAACCUCGGUGCCGUACUGGGUACACAACUGUACCGUUCCACAGACGGACCUAGGUUCAUCGUGGGCCACUCUGUUGCCCUUGGGUACCUCGUCGCUAAUGCGGUUGUUGUGACCAUUUUAGCUGUAAGGUUAAAGAAAGAAAAUAAGAGGCGGGAGGAAAUAACAGAAGAAAUAAAACACGUAGGGGAAGUAGCAGAUUGGCAGGGAGAUUCAGACCCGAGAUGGCGAUUUGAAUAUUAA
Messenger RNA from Daldinia decipiens, 1452 nucleotides. RefSeq names its product MFS general substrate transporter. Gene Ontology annotation, cellular component: membrane. The record is from RefSeq and is a predicted model, not a curated record. The transcript has 8 exons. Bases 1 to 1452 code for a protein of 483 amino acids. Gene Ontology annotation, biological process: transmembrane transport. Gene Ontology annotation, molecular function: transmembrane transporter activity. NCBI's taxonomy places the organism in Eukaryota, Fungi, Ascomycota, Sordariomycetes, Xylariales, Hypoxylaceae.